AAUUCUGUGCUCGUAAUGAGCAAUGAGGAAAGGCGGUGUGUAGGAUCGUCUGGGCCACGCCCCCCGCUUGACAACCAGCACGCCUGGUGUUCGUCUCCCAGCAACCAGUCAGUCCGCCGCUACGUCCCGCUGCAGGCCGUCCGGACUCCCGGAGUGACAGUUACCUCCACAUCCAGGCUUCCAUGGAACCGGACCGGGACUGAGCCGAGGUGUCGCCAUGAACGACCGGUAUCACCGGGCGGCCCGGGACGGCUUCCUGGACGUGCUAAAGGAGGCCACACGGAAGGAUCUGAACGCCCCGGACGAGGAUGGGAUGACACCGACCUUAUGGGCCGCUUACCACGGCAACCUGGAGGCGCUCCGGCUCAUCGUGAGCAGAGGGCCACCCUGCAUUCGACAGCCAAGGGCAAGGCCAAGAUACAGAAGAAGCUCGAGAAAAAGAAGCAGGUUGACGGUACGUUCAAGAUCUACGAAGAUGGGAGGAAAAGCGUGCGCUCGCUGUCUGGCCUGCAGCUAGGCAAUGACGUGAUGUUCCUCAAACAGGGCACCUACACCAACCCCAGAGAGCGGUCGCGGCUCAACAUCCGUGAUAUGUUUCCCCGUGACAUUGACGACGAUGCUGACACCAUCUCCCGAGCCAUGAGUGACCCAGGCCUGCACGAGGCGGCUUAUUCCGAGAUCAGCGCAGACUCCGGGCGUGACUCGCUGUUCACUCGACCGGGGCUCGGGACCAUGGUUUUCAGGAGGAACUAUAUGAGCGGAGGCAUGUUUGGAAUUGGGGUAGAGGAAAGCGUUGCAGGGAGUGAACCUGUGGGGAGAGCGCCUAACGUCCGACUGCGAGGAAAACUGCCUCGACACUUGCCCAGCUUCGAUGAGGAUAGUAUUGGCAGCGCUUUGAGCCUGCAAGAAAGAAAUCUGCAGGAGCUGCCCUGGGAGGAGACUGAGCUUGGGCUGGAUGAGGACAUGGAGCCAGAGAACAAUCCUCUGGAGACUUUCCUGGCCUCUCAGAGUCUCAGUGAGUUCAUGCCCAUAUUCAGGAGGGAGAAGAUCGACUUGGAAGCUCUGUUGCUAUGCUCUGAUACAGACCUCACCAGUAUCCACAUCCCUCUAGGGCCCAGGAAAAAACUGUUGGAUGCCUGUAAGAGACGUUUGGAUACUCUGGAUGAACCAGAGGCCAUUGAAGAUACUGAGCUGUGAAGCUCAGUAUCGCCCAUAUGUCUGAAAUCAGGACCACAGCUUUGUGAAUUGAAUGCAAUUUGCUGCUCGAAAUACAAAAAGCAAAAAGAAAUAUAGAAAAUAUUUUGUGCAGUAUUAAUAAAAUGUCCGAGCUUUUAAUGAUAGCAGUUCUCUAAGUUGUGCAUUAUUUCUUUAUAUUUCACCCCAGAUCAACCUGAGCAGAAAACAGCAUUUUUAUGCCUGAACAGCACCAUCUAGUGGUGACUUAUCAUAUCAAUUUAAAAUUUAAAUCUAUGGACCUGUAAGAAAUAUUAGUUGGUGGCAUUACACAUUACAGUUAUAUGUAAUUUUAUUUUACCUAAUUAUUCAUGUAAUUGAAUAAGAAGAUGUAUAUGCAGUGAUGCUGUACAGUCGGUGAAGUAAUGACAAUUUCACGGGAAAGCUGCGACACCUGUAUGUACCUAAACCUCAACCCUAAUAUAUGUGUGUUUUUUUUAUUGUACACUUUUCUUACAUUUAAAUGUUAUUUUACCUCAUGGCACAUAUGCAGUGGUGACUGAACAGUAUAUUUGUGAUGUAUGAAUGUAGCCGCAGACGGAGUGACAAACAGUGUUGCAACAGUAAAACAAUGAGGUGUCAGAGCGGUGCUAGAUAACGCCGCUAUCUCAGGUUACUGCAGGAGCUAUUUGGUUACGCUGAAGGUCUGCUGCCGGAUGCACUCCACAGUACGACUGUGCAUGAAUGUACCUUUUUAUGUUGGCAAAGAACUUUUUGUAAUGAUGCACUCACAAACGUUAUUAUCUUUUCGUAAAAUAAAGGGGAAAUUCUUAUUGCGUUGUGCUUGAAUUUAUUCAGUGUUAAUGAGUUUAUUAUCUCAGGAACUUUUACAUUAUGCAGCACAUAUAAAACUUCUGUUAAAACAGCUGAUAGAGGAAGUCUGUCAGCUGGUGUCGAACCAUUUCAUUUCUGGUCCUCCAUCUCUGCUGAAGUUUGUCAUUUUGUUUCUUUAUGUUGUAGCCUCGUGUCUUUUUGCAACACUAACAUUUUUAAGUAAUAUGACUCAUCAUUGUGGAUGCAUUGAGCUACUUUCUUGCUGUUCUUUAUGCAUUUUUGGUUGUUUUCUAUCUUUUUGUAGCCACUUUGUCUGCACUGUAUCUUCAUGAUAUCUCUUUAUAGUCCCUCUGUCUUUCUUCAUUGUAAAUUUGUGUCUUUGGUAGCUGUCCAAGACCUCUUUUUAGUCACUUCCUGUCUGUAACUUUAACUGCCUGUGUUGCUUUAUAGUCUUUGUGUCAUUUCUUGUGGUCCUUUUAUCAAUUUCUCUUUUGUCUAUUGUGUCUUUU
Messenger RNA from Haplochromis burtoni (Burton's mouthbrooder), 2516 nucleotides. Its product is annotated as Usher syndrome type-1G protein homolog. Gene Ontology annotation, biological process: equilibrioception; sensory perception of sound; sensory perception of light stimulus. Lineage: Eukaryota; Metazoa; Chordata; Actinopteri; Cichliformes; Cichlidae. The record is from RefSeq and is a predicted model, not a curated record. Gene Ontology annotation, molecular function: protein binding. The coding region runs from base 16 to 1197 and encodes 393 amino acids. The transcript is spliced from 2 exons.